AAUCACCACUUGAAAUCAAAUUAGUCUUCUUCUCACUCUCCAUAUCAUCAACUCAUUCUUCUGAAACAAUGGUCGCUUCACCACAUCGUAACUCAACAAAUGAUCUUCUCAUGCCACUUCUCGGAAAACGCAUUCGCCUCGGAGAUCACGUGUACAAAAUGUGCGAUUCCAUCGCGACAGGACCGUUUUCAUCGGUGUUUCUAGUGGAGAAGGAUGGUAUUCCUUAUGCUAUGAAAGUGGAAUCACAGAGCAAAUGCUUACGGCCAGUGCUUAAGCUGGAUCAUGCAGUUCUGCGUGCCCUCGGCCACCAGUCUGGCUUCCCAUCACUCACAUCAGCUGGUCGCACUGAAAACUUCAAAUACGUUGUGAUGCAACUCGUCGGUCCAGAUCUCUCGAUGCUUCUCGAAUUUGCUCCUCAGCAACGUUUCACGUCAUCAACUGUCUACAAGAUUGCUCUUCAAACUUUGGAUCGUCUUCGCGUACUUCAUGAAGCUGGGUGGCUCAACCGGGACGUUAAAGCUCAAAAUUUUGCGGUGGGACUGGGAGAGGAGAGCAGCAUCGUGUAUAUGCUUGAUUUCGGAUUAACUCGCAAAUAUCUUGAGCACAACGGUAGUCGCAGUCUUCUCCGUCCGCAUGGUCCAUCUGUUGGCACAUUUCCAUAUGCUCCACUAGCAUCUCUCGGCUUCUGUGAUCAAUCACCAAUCGAUGAUAUUGAAGGAUGGUUGUACAUGAUUGUUCAUUUAUUGAAAGGUGGACUCCCGUGGCACAACUCGAAAAGAGCCCUGAAUCUGCCAAAAGUCAGAGAAUGGAAAAUGUAUUGUCGUCGUCCGGGUGGCAAGCAUUAUUUAUUCGCAGGCAUUCCGAAAGGAUGGGCUGAUAUUUUCGACGUUAUUGUCAACACCGCCCCCCACGAGACACCAGACUACAACAAAAUUGCCAACAUGGUUCUGUCAAUUGCUAGAAAUGAGCUUAUCGACUUGACGGCUCCAUUUGACUGGCAAGUCAACCCAGUUCUUCGUUCUUUGGUUCGACUCGGACCAUUAAGCUGUGGUGAGCUCACCCGCAUUCCGAUGAGCAGCAUGGCAGCAACUCCAUUUACCGAUCAAAUCCUUCUCAACUCUAUUGGAUCUCCGCUGGAAUCUUAUUGAAGGAAAAUUCUUACUAGCCACUUGAAUAAAAUGAACACAUG
This is a messenger RNA of Caenorhabditis elegans, 1189 nucleotides long. It is a transcript of the gene spe-55, whose product is annotated as Protein kinase domain-containing protein. The coding region runs from base 69 to 1148 and encodes 359 amino acids. Gene Ontology annotation, molecular function: ATP binding. The transcript has 5 exons. The record is from RefSeq and is marked reviewed. Lineage: Eukaryota; Metazoa; Nematoda; Chromadorea; Rhabditida; Rhabditidae.